Molecule: messenger RNA, 2246 nt
Organism: Dendronephthya gigantea
Lineage: Eukaryota; Metazoa; Cnidaria; Anthozoa; Malacalcyonacea; Nephtheidae
Product: forkhead box protein O1-like
Exons: 2
Coding region: 121-1677 (518 amino acids)
Biological process (GO): regulation of transcription by RNA polymerase II
Cellular component (GO): nucleus
Molecular function (GO): DNA-binding transcription factor activity, RNA polymerase II-specific; RNA polymerase II cis-regulatory region sequence-specific DNA binding
Source: RefSeq, a predicted model, not a curated record
UCCUAUACAAGUCGUUGCGGCGUGUUGCUGAAACGAAACAUAAAUUCAGUGUGUAAUUGAUUCAGGUAGAGUUUCGUGUUGGUUAGCGCUACAGAUACACAAUACAACUUAGUAACAACUAUGUUAUUAUCCCCCUGUGAUAGCUUCGAAUCUGGAAUGGAAGAGGAAAUAUUGAGAGAGAUCGAAGGAAACAGGCCGCGUUCUAGAACAUGGCCCCUCCCGCAACCCGAAGACUUCGAAACACAGAAAUCACCCGAAGUCGAAGAGAAAAUAUCGACAGCAAAGCUCGAGCCGGGCUCGAAGAAAGGUUCGCGCAAAAAUGCUUGGGGAAAUCAGUCGUAUGCUGAUUUGAUUACCCAGGCUAUUCAAAGCACACCUGAACAGCGAAUGACUCUGUCUCAAAUAUAUGCUUGGAUGGUUGAGAAUGUUGUAUACUUCAAAGAUAAAGGAGACAACACAAGCAGUGCCGGUUGGAAGAACAGUAUUCGCCAUAAUCUGUCGCUACACAAUCGUUUCAUACGAAUUCAAAACGAAGGAAAUGGCAAAUCGUCUUGGUGGAUGGUCGAUGCUGAUGCUAAGACCGAAAAGACGAAACGUAGAAGCCGUUCAAGCUCUCUGGACUCGGACAACGGCCCCAAAGCGACGAAAACAAAACGACCCGGGCGAAAAGGCAAACGAAGCGAGCACAACGAUGACAAACCACUGAGUCCUAACUCCAAGCUUCGUGUUACACCAAAGUCGCCUAUAAACACGGAACCCUCGGUUAUUUUGGAAGAUAACCCAUUCCCGUUCCCUCUGGCUGAUUACAGGCAUCGCUCAUCGUCAAAUGCAUCUAAUGUGAGCAGUAUCAGCGGCAGGCUUUCCCCUAUUCCUUCACACGACGAAGAGCUAGAUUUAGACGAGAAUAUGUCGCUCUCCCCGACGCAAGACCGACCCGAGCAAACUCCUGUUGUCGUCGAAGAACUGAUGGAUAAUAUGAAAGAAAACCUGAUAAUGACGAGGCCUCAUCCACAAGCACCACCUCAGGCAGAUAUUGCAGCAUUUCGUGCGAGAUGCAACGAAGACACGAUGAAUAUAGACUCACCACCGGCAGCGACGUUUGUUGAAAACCGGUACCCAAACACGGAUUACUUCCCUGCUACAAACUUGAAGCAAGCCCCAUUUGCGGCAGCAAAGAUACCCACUCAGAAAGGCCUGUACAAAGAGGCACCUCCUAAUACCUUACAGCAGCACAUCAAUGGUAUUUACCACCGUGGAAACAUAAGUUCGCCGAGUAAUUUUCAAAUGCCGGAACGAAAUCUUUCGCAGGUUAUGCACCCCGACCAGCGAGCACCUCCACCGCCGUACAACGUGCAUCUCAAUAACUCCGUGCAAAGACCCCAGCCCAGCCAUAAUCGGGUAGUAAUGCAAGGUAAUAACUAUAUACCAUACUACCAUAACUCACAGAAUGAUGGUGUGCCGAUGAUUAGUGUCGAAAUGGCGGAUUCAGCCGCGCUACCAGGCGACUUUGAUAUUGACUUUCUUGAACGACUUGACCGAGACAUAACUUGUGAUGUCGAAACCGUCCUUCGAACUGAAUCUGCUUUUAAUGAUGGACAUUUAGACUUCAACCUAGACAAUUAUGUUUCUGCAAUUGCACUUCCAGAAAUUUCAUUGUCUAGAAACAUGGUGCAUUGAAUUGGUGCGAAGCGAACAUCGCCAUUCUUACAAAUCAAACAUGGCCGACCCUUUCUGCGUUCAAGUCCAAGAACCAAAACUAGACCGGGUUUUCAAAAUAUAAAUCUACUACCCCACUUCAAGCUUUUGCAAAAGGCACAGUUGAGUGAUUAACUCAGUCCAUUACCAACUCAAAAAUUGAGAAAUGGACUUAAAUCAAAGUUAAAUCAGGAACAUUAAAUUAUAUAUCUAUUCGACUAAAUGUACAUUUUAAGCAAUCUCAAAUGGUCUGCCAGUUGAAUUGAUUUCUAACUGGAAAGCAAUGGGAUGUAGUAGUGUUAAUACAGUAUUAAUUUUUUAUUAAGUUAGUUGCUUUCACUGCGUGAUAAGCUGCCAGUCUGUCUCUGGUUGAACCAAACAACUGGUACAGUAUAUUAAAUAAUAUUGUAAUGUUUUAUUUGCAUAUAGAGAAACUGUAGUUGUAAUAGCGUGGAUUAGGACAAUCGGAGGAAUAUGUAUCCGAAAUGUAACUUAUAUAUAAUCUCGUGUCACUAUUAUAUUUAUACUCUCGCAUCUUCGACUGGAAACGA